GCCAAAGCUGAGGUUCCGGAUCCGUAUGCCAUUGUGUUACCCGUACUGCCUCUGUUCAGGUCCGACUAAAUACGACUGUGCGCUUUCCGCUCAGGCUAGAUUACCCCGUCUCGCCUUCCCCUACGGUAUUCAAUUGGCCCGUAUCUGAAUACGCCACUAGGAAGGUGCAUUUUCGAGGCUUGCAGGACCAAGAAAGAGGAGGUCGUCACAAUGUUUUCAAUAUUGCUGCGGCCGCUGAGCGUCUGGCCGGACGUGGAAGGUGGCGGUAGUAAUGCUAGGCAGCGUCCAGGUCGUGAAAGAAGCGCCUGAGCGUGCCCCUCGCAUGCUGCUCUUCCCCGCGCAAAGGUUGUGUGAGGUUCGCUACCAUAUUGGAACCUCUGAGCUGAUGACUACAUCUUCAUCUUCUCUCCUUUGCUGGCAUCGUCAACUCGGUUCCCGAUUCGGUUUGAUCUCUUCUGCUUUCAAAUAGGAGCCCUGGUACAUUAUGUCUUCUACAAACGAUGGCGAAUACGGCACGCGUCAAACACAUCGAGGCUCGGGAAAUGGUCAGCAUGAUCCGACUGGCUCGGCGACCACUCCCAAAACUUCAACUCAUUCGGCUCCAUCAAUCUCCAUUCCUAAAGGCGGUGGAGCGAUUCGAGGCAUUGGAGAGAAAUUCGGUGCGAACCCUGUCACAGGCACCGGCAAACUGUCAGUGCCAAUCGCAACCAGCUCUGGUCGCUCUGGUUUCGGCCCGCAGCUAUCACUCUCAUACGACUCUGGCGAAGGCAACGGGCCCUUCGGAAUUGGUUGGAAUCUGUCGCUGCCCUCAAUCACCCGCAAAACAGAUCAAGGCCUUCCACGGUAUCAUGAUGCCGAAGAGAGCGAUGUGUUUAUUCUAGCCGGAUCCGAGGACCUUGUGCCACGGUACAAGCAAGAUAAGGAAGGCAAUUGUAUUCGCGAUGAGCUGGGCAGCCUUGUGUUUGAUGAAGUUGAUCGCGUUGGCUACACUGUUCGCCGCUACAGCCCACGCAUAGAGGGGAUGUUUGCCCGGAUUGAGCGAUGGACCCGUCGGAGCGACAGCGAUGUCCACUGGCGGUUGAUUACUCCAGAUAACGUUACAUCCCUCUACGGCAAGGAUGCUCGCUCCAGGAUCUCCUCUCCGACCGACCCUCUGAAUCGGGUCUUUUCCUGGUUGAUUUGUGAGAGCUAUGAUAGCAAAGGAAAUACAGUGGUAUACGAUUACAAGCAGGAAGAUUCGGUUGGUGUUCCACUGGCUGGCCCAAGUGAGCACAACCGCACAGAUCAAAGCCGCUCAUCAAAUCGCUACCCAAAGACAAUAAAGUAUGGUAAUCGCAAACCGAACCGCGACCAGGACAGCUGGAAGGUAACCGAUCCAACUUUGCUUCCGGAUGAUAGUUGGAUGUUCAAGGUAGUCUUCGAUUACGGCGAACAUGCCCUUGACAACCCAAAGCCAGAUCAUCAGAAUUCAUGGACUUGCCGGGCUGACCCUUUCUCCUCAUAUCGGGCGGGGUUUGAAGUUCGAACUUAUCGACUGUGCCGACGAAUUCUACUGUUCCACUGCUUUCCAGAGGAACUCGGGACCAAAGACUACCUUGUGCGUUCGACCGACUUCGCUUACAGCGAGGAUGCCAUCUCAUCGUUUAUCACCAGCGUCACUCAAUCGGGGUAUGUCCGUCACCACGAUGGGUACCUCAAAAAAUCGAUGCCUGCUUUGGAACUCGAAUACAGCAAGGCUCCGGAUCCUGAUCGACUUGCAAACCUGCCAGUUCAGUAUGUUGAUACGGAGAACCUGGAGAAUGUGCCGUACGGUGUGGAUAAUACCCUGUAUGAGUGGCUUGAUCUGGAUGGAGAAGGACUCUCUGGUAUUUUCACCGCACAGGCUGAGGGCUGGUUCUACAAGCGUAACCUGAGUGCCAAUAAUCUGGUCUGUGAAGAUGGCGAUGAGCGCGCAGCAGCCCGGUUUAGUCCGUCCGAACUCGUAACGGCGAAACCCGUAGUUGCAGAAGGCCAGAUACAGUUUAUAGAUUUGCAAGGUAAUGGCCAAAUCGACAUUGUCCAGAUGGAAGGGCCGGCGCGUGGUUUCUACGAACGAAUCAAUGACAUCGGUUGGUCUGCUUUUCGUCCCUUUGCCUCUUGGCCUAACGCGAAUCAUCGGGACCCCAACCUCAGAUUUGUCGACCUCAACGGCGAUGGUCACGCCGAUAUUCUGAUUACCGAAAACGAAGUGUUCACCUGGUAUCCGUCGCUAGCGGAAGAGGGCUUUGGCCCCGCGGAACGGGUUUUCCAGCCCUCAGAUGAAGAGAAAGGCGCGAGACUACUCUUUGUCGAUGGCACCCAGUCCAUAUAUCUUGCUGACUUUUCGGGUGACGGGUUGAUGGACCUGGCACAGAUCCGCAACGGUAAGGUAUGUUAUUGGCCGAACCUGGGCUACGGUCGCUUCGGUGCCAAAGUCACCAUGGAUCACUCCCCGUGGUUCACCAGCCCCGACAAGUUCAGCCAAGAACGAAUUCGUCUCGCGGAUAUCGAUGGUUCGGGCCCAACUGACAUCAUCUAUCUUCAGCAUGACAGUGUUGAUAUCUAUCGCAAUCAGGCAGGCAACGGUUGGGCCCCGCCUGAGCGGAUAACAGUCUUUCCCCACAUUGACAACUUGUCUUCGGUCACAGCUAUUGAUCUUCUAGGAAUUGGGACCGUGUGUCUUGUCUGGUCAUCACCUCUCCCGGCCGACGUCCGGCGCAUGUACUAUCUUGAUCUCAUGGAUGGACAAAAGCCGCACUUGCUGGUCAAGAUGGUUAACAAUCUGGGAGCAGAGACUCGAGUGAUAUACGCUCCCUCAACGCGGUUCUACCUGCAGGACAAACAGGAUGGUAAGCCCUGGAUUACGCCCUUGCCUUUCCCGGUGCAUUGCGUUGAACGCAUCGAAUUACAUGAUCGUAUCAGCCAGAACCUCUUCGUUACCCGAUACGCUUACCACCACGGUUAUUUUGACGGCGUCGAACGCGAAUUUCGUGGUUUCGGUAUGGUGGAACAGUGGGACACGGAAGAGUUCGCCGUCCUGAAUGGAAACUCUUCUUUCCCGAAUAGUCUCAACGUUGACGAAUCUUCGCACACCCCGCCUGUUUACACCAAAAGCUGGUUUCAUACCGGUGCCCAUGUUGGUACCGAUGCAAUCAGCAAGAAGAUGGCGCGGGAAUACUACGGUGCAGGGAGAUUGAAUGAUGAUCAAUUUGAAGAGUUUUUGAAGACAUUGCUCGACGAUACAGUGCUACCGCAUACAGUCCUCACGGCGGACGAGACGCGUGAAGCAUACCGAGCACUCAAGGGCUCGCUACUGCGGCAAGAGAUAUACGCUAAUGAUGGAGGUGAUGAUGCUUGUAUUCCAUACAGUGUCUCUGAAAUUAAUCACACCGUUGAAUCGGUCCAGCCACAGAAUGGCAACUCCUCCUCCAUCUUCUUCACCCACCCUCGUGAGAGCAUCAGUUACCACUAUGAGCGCAAUCCACAGGAUCCUCGAGUGCAGCAUCAGAUGACGCUAGAAGUGAAUCGCUAUGGGAAUGUGCUGAAGUCAGUUGCCAUCGGCUACGGACGACAGCAAGGCCGCAGCACUCUGGGAGAAGAAGACGACAGAGCGAGGCAGGAGCGGCUCAUCAUUACCUACACAGAGAACGACUUCACAAAUGCAGUGGACGAGGCGGAUGACUAUCAUACACCAGUAUCAUGCGAGGUGCGUACCUACCAAGUCACGGGCUUCACGGCUGGUUGCAAAGAUGAUCGCCUCAACCUGGCGACCUUUAACGCGGACAACUUUGGUCCGAUUCGCACAUUGGACGAGAUUCCAUACGAACAAGAUAGCAACCCAAUGCUCAGGCAGAAGCGGCUCAUCGAGCGCUCAAGGAUGCUCUAUCGCAGCAACGAUUUAACUCGUCUGCUACCCAUUGGCCAGCUUGAGUCGCUGGUACUGCCAGGUGAACGCUAUAUGCUUGCCCUUACACCAGGGCUCAUUUCCAAUGUAUUCCAACGCAAACACGGCCAUCAGCCCACCGAAAACCUGCUGCCCAAUCCGGCGAGCAUCCUUGGUGGUCAGGGAAAUAACCAGGCUGGCUACGUUGAUAUGGACAACGACAGCCACUGGUGGGUACCUGGAGGACGUAUGUUUCUGCAUCCGGAUGCCCAUUGCGAUUCUCAUCAGGAGUUGGUGGAAGCCAGGAGGCAUUUCUUCUCGCCUCGGCGCUUCACUGACGCUUUCAACCGCUGCUUCACAGUGGACUACGACGAACAUUUUCUGCUACCGGUCCGCACCACGGAUGCUUUGGGCAAUGUGGUCCAAUCCGCCAACGAUUAUCGCGUGUUGCAGCCAAAGCUCAUCACGGAUCCUAAUGGCAACCGCAAGGAAGCGGCAUAUGACGCGCUGGGAAUGCUCGUUGGCACGGCAGUCAUGGGCAAGGCUAGUGAGAAUCUGGGAGAUUCAUUGACUGCUUUCCGUGCCGAUUUAAGCCAGGCUGAGGUUAACCAAUUCUUCACCAAUCCCACAGGCUCGGCGGCAGCUGCACUUCUGGGCAGCGCUACGAUGCGCAUUAUCUACUAUGUGAAUCGUUUCUCGCUUGGAGCUGAUAGUGAGGAGCAACCGCAACCUUCAUUCACGGCGGCCCUUGUCCGUGAAACACACGCCAGCGACCUAUUGGAAUCGGACGAGCUCAAAAUCCAAGUUGCGUUCUCCUACUCCGAUGGCUACGGACGUGAAAUACAAAAGAAGGUCCAAGCCAAGGCAGAUCAUAGUGUCAAGGGAGGUGGUCAACGCUGGGUGGGAAGCGGAUGGACCAUCUUCAACAACAAGGGAAGCCCCAUAAAGCAGUACGAACCUUUUUUCGAUGACAGCCACGACUUUCGAUUCGAUAGGCGCGUUGGAUCCAGCUCAACUCUCCUCUACGAUCCAUUGCAGCGCUUGGUGGCAACUCUGCACCCAGAUCAUACCUGGGAGAAGAUGGUCUACGAUCCCUGGCACCAAAAGACGUACGAUGCCAACGACACGGUUUUACGGACAGACCCAAGGACUGACGUGGACGUGGGCCAUUGCUUCCAGCGGCUGCUGGAGACCGAUUACCUCCCGACAUGGUAUGAGGCACGCAAGAAUGGCCAAAGGGGCCCCCGCGAGGAGGCUGCCGCCAGCAAAGCUGCUUCUCAUGCGGAUACACCCACUGUUGCUCAUUUUGACACGCUGGGCCGCACGUUCUUGACCAUCGCGGAUAACGGAGCAGCGGGAUCGUAUACAACCCGCGUGCUUCUCGACAUCGAAGGCAACGAGCGCCAAGUUGUCGACGCCAAAGGUCGCGUUAUCGUGCAGUACGACUACGACAUGCUCGGAACCCGUAUCCGUCAGACGAGCAUGGAGGCAGGUGAGCGCUGGACAGUCGUCAAUGCAGUAGGCAACGCUCUUCUCGCCUGGAAUAGCCGACACCACCGGCUUCGACAUGUUUACGAUCCGCUGCACCGUCCCAAGGACUUGUACCUCCGGGAAGGGGAUGGGCCAGAGUUAUUGGUGGAACGUGUUGUCUAUGGAGAAACUCAACCUGAAGCGGAAAUCCACAACCAACGCCAGCAGGUGGUUCAAGUCUUCGAUCAGGCGGGCAUUGUUACCAAUAAUGACUACGAUUUCAAAGGGAACCUGUUACGCAGUCAACGACAGCUUGCCCAGAAUUAUACGACCACCCUGGAUUGGUCCACUCACGUGCCUCUGGAAGACCCGCUCUAUAUCGGCAGCACCACUUACGAUGCGCUCAGUCGUACAAAAGAAGUGACUGCUCCUGAGAAUAGUGUCAUACGCCAUAUAUACAACGAAGGCAAUCGCUUGGAGCAGGUUUGGGUGCAGCUGCGUGGCGAACAGAAGGACGGAGAGCCGAUUUGGACGCCGUUCGUCACAAGUAUCGACCAUGAUGCCAAAGGCCAGCGCACCCGGAUUGAAUAUGGCAACGGCACAAGCACCGCCUAUAGUUACGAUCCUCUCACCUUCCGCCUCAUCAAUAUUCGGACGUUACGCCGUUCAGACACAUUGCAGGACCUUCAAUACACCUACGACCCGGUCGGCAAUACCACUCAUAUCCACGACAACGCUCAGCAGACUAUCCUUUUCCGCAAUCAACGUGUGGAGCCAAGCACGGAUUUCACCUACGACGCCAUCUACCAACUGAUCGCGGCAACAGGUCGCGAGCACCUGGGACAAACCAAUGGAAAGCCCAACGCCCCUACGGCGUCCGGCGCGUUCGACUCCUUUCGCACUCGUCUCGAGAGCCCGGGCAACGGUGAUGCGAUGGGGACUUACAUCGAGAAAUAUACCUACGAUGCCGUGGGCAACAUUCUGGCCAUGAAGCAUCGCGGCAGCGACCCGUCCCAUCCGGGUUGGACGCGCACCUAUUGCCACAACGAAAGAAGCCAACUUGAAGCAGACAAAGUUAGCAACCGACUGACCUCCACCAGCGUCAAGGGGACUAUGGAAAUUUAUCGCUACGAUGGAACUGCGGGUAUGCACGGCAACAUGACGGCUAUGCCCCAUCUAUCUCUGAUGCAGUGGGACCACAAGGACCAGCUCCGGGCAACCGCCCGCCAAUCUGUCAAGGGCAAGGAUAACUGCGGCGUGCCAGAAACGACGUGGUAUGUGUACGACGCGAGCGGCCAGCGUGUGCGUAAGGUCACCGAACGGCAAGGCGCCGCCGGCCAAACGGCCACCCGCCUGAAGGAACGCAUCUACGUCGGGGGAUUUGAGGUUUAUCGCAAAUACGGCGGCGACGGAAGCACAAUCGCCCUGGAGCGCGAGACACUGCACAUCAUGGACGACAAGCAGCGCAUUGCCCUGGUGGAGACACGCACACAAGGCGAUGAACCCCGUGUACCGCAGCAGCUCACUCGGUACCAACUCUCCAACCACCUGGGCACGGCGGGCUUGGAGCUGGACGGCCAGGGCCAGAUUAUUUCGUAUGAAGAGUAUUAUCCGUUCGGCGGGACGUCGUAUCAGGCGGUGCGCAGCAAGACUGAGACUCCAAAGCGGUAUGGUUACACUGGCAAGGAGCGAGAUGAAGAGAAUGGACUGUAUUACCACGGCGCGCGGUACUACGCACCGUGGCUGGGAAGAUGGACGAGCUCCGAUCCUGUGUGGGAAACAACAAACUUGUACACCUACGUCCGGAACAAUCCCGUGCGUUAUCAUGACCCUGAUGGCAGAGCCGAUGAACCGGGCAUUUGGGAAACGAUUCGCGACUCCGGACCAUUUCAAUACAUGAGCGGCAUUGCCAUGGGAGCGGGAUCUUCGUUCAUUCCAGGCGGGUUUCUCAUUUCCCCAGUUGGACAGGGAACGGGGGUACUCAACAAGCCUUCUCGACUUUUCGAAGCGGGAUACGGUGCAGCCGAAAUGGUAGCCGGAGGAUUCCAAAUGAUCGUCGGAGGUGGUGGCGAAGUGCUGGGGUUCGGACUCGAUGCCACAGGUGCAGGCGCGGUGAUAGGCAUACCCAUCAACGUUGCGUCCGCUGGCGUGCUUGUCCAAGGCGCUGGGAAUUUCACCGCUGGCUUUGGGAACCUUAGCCACGCCAUCAUGCGGGACCCAGAUCCCCCGAAGCAAUCUACUACUACUACCUCCAAACCGUCCGAGCCCGCGAGCAACCCUGUGGAGAAACCUCCUCCGCGUGCUGAACCAGCCGAACCUCCGAGUAAACCAGCGCCAUCCAAACCACCGCAAAAGACACCGAAACCGCGCGGUUCACCAAAACCCCAGACCCCUACUGGGCCCCUUCGGACGCCCAACAUGAACUCAGAGGUCGCGACUCUCCUCGCGGAUGAACAACGCGGUCUCACCACAAUGGCCAACGAGAUCAAAAAGCUCGGGCAACUAAAGGGAGUAACCAUAGAAAUCGCUCUGGUGACUCUAAGGAAAACCUCAGCACUGGGCAAGAAAGGCCAGCAGAUCUUGGUCGCCGGUAUCAACUCCGGUUUCGAGGCGGGCUUCAAUGCAAAGCAGUUGGCGAAGCUGAAGGAAUGGGGGAUCAAUGUGGCUCCUCAAUAUGCGAAGGAGAUGAAGGCUCUGGGAGAGGGGGCGCCGCAUGCGGAGGCCAAUAUCGUGAGUUAUAUGAAGGAGAUUGGGGCGCGCGGUGUGAGGUGGAGUAAUGCGGUUGUCGGGAAGCCGAAGUGGUAUAGGGCUUCUGAUGUUUGUGAUGAUUGUCGAGCUAUUAUUGAGGGCGUUGGCGGAAGGAUUGAGGAACGUAUGCGAUAGGUGGC
Westerdykella ornata is the source of this 8259-nucleotide messenger RNA. Its product is annotated as SpvB-domain-containing protein. The transcript has a single exon. The record is from RefSeq and is a predicted model, not a curated record. Lineage: Eukaryota; Fungi; Ascomycota; Dothideomycetes; Pleosporales; Sporormiaceae. The coding region runs from base 485 to 8254 and encodes 2589 amino acids. Gene Ontology annotation, cellular component: cytoplasm.